UCCGGCUCAGCCCCGCCCCCGCCGUCGCUGUUUCAAUCACCAAGGCGAGGAUUGGCCGUCCCCAUGUACGAAAUGAAGCCAUUACCUGUGGAUUCCAGAAUAUUGUCACUGGCCGCCCAGGUCACUGAAAGCUUUGAUCAGGAUGUUCCUGUGUUACUGCUGAAGCUGAAAGAUAUUUUAAGAAGUGUACCCAGUGGAAGUAAUGAUUUACAAAAACUUAAGCAAGACUUGUACUACUAUGAUCUGGUUCAAUAUUGCCUAUUUGUCCUUAAGCAAGAUUAUACAAGAGUGUUGGGAGGUUGGACUACUGCUGCCCAAAUAGCAGAGAUACUAAGCCUAUGUUGUGUGGGUCUUGAGGUGAAAGAAGAACCUGAGGAAUUUUACAGUAAGCUACUUCCUUCGGCUGUAGACAAUCUCCUCUUCUUAGGAAAGCGCCUUCAAGCACGAUUUGUCCGUGCAAUCAAGGAUGAAGACCGAAGUGAAUUUUCACAAAGUUUCAAGAUAGUAACUGAUGCCCUCUGCCGGCUGUGUGAGGGGCAUGCUCAACUAACAGGAAAAGUGCUUCAGAAUGGACAGUUUCAUCAACUGCUGAUGACUGAUGAUGUUGAAACUUCAACUGUGAUUAUGUUGGUUUUGCAGAAGAUUUUAAAGACCAACAUUGCUGCAUUACUUGAACUGGAUGAAAAGUCCCUGCACUGCAUUUUAGAUGAACUUGUUUAUAAGCUUUCCUCUUCCACCAAUCCUGUCAUAGGAAAUGCAGCUAUAAAACUGUUACUGUUGAUCACAGAAUCUGAUGCCCAACUGUUGAUGACAUUAAUUAUCCGCUACAAAGGGCUACAGACUCUUCUAAGCAAGCAGUGGACUGGCAAAGGAUUUGAUAGGAACCUCAACCAACUUUUGGACUUGCUGUAUUCUGAAAACUACAAAAUUCACAAAACACAGGGACUACAACAAGCAGCAUGCAUAAUCCAGGCAGUGUGGAGAGGAUUUCAGACCCGGAAAAGAUUAAAGCAACUUCCAAAAGCAGUAACUACCUUGCAGAGGAAUUUUAGGGCUAAACGAGAACGGGAGUUGCAAGAUUUAAAAAAACAGAAAAAGGAAGAAGAGCUCCAACAACAACUGCAACUUCAGAGACAGAGAGCCAUGAGGUUGUUUCAUGAACGACAGCUUACAGUGUUGGAAAUAGUCCAUGCAGGUCAAGUAGACAAGCAUAUGCAUGAAAUGAAGGAGAAGUCCGCUAUAACAAUCCAAAGGUACUGGAGAGCAUUUAAAGCAAGAAGAAAUUUUCAGCAGCAAAAAAAAUCUCUCCAGCAAUAUAAGGCAGCUGUCAUCCUUCAGAGAGCAGUGCUUAAAUUCUUGGAAAAGAGAAGGAAAAAGAGGGCCUAUUCUCUCUGGAAGCAGCCCAAGUCUCUCUCGGAUGAACAGAGGUUAUCACUGCAGCAAAAAGUAGAUGACUACAUCAGACUGCACUCGGCCUCUGAGAUGUCAGAAGAAAUGAGCAGGGAACUUCAUCAUCAAGCCCAGGAAAAGCUGGCAAAGUAUUUGCUGAGACAAAGCCAAGACCACAAGGCAAAGCAGCACAGAGAGGCGUUGCUGGCCCAGGUCCAUACAGAUGUGGAUCAGCUGAUGUGUGCACCAAGUCUUGCAGAAUCUACCUUGACAGAUCUGAAUGUCUUCGUGAGUAGAUCGGUUCCUGUGGUAGCUAAAGCCAAACAAUCACACAACAGCAUGUUAAAAUACACACGAUGGCCCUGGUGGAAGAAAAUUGGAGAAGAAUUUUUUGAUGAAGACGCCAUCUCAGAAGAUCUUCUGAAUGUUGAAUUGGGAGCUUUGUUUGUUGCAGGGAGUAAAACAUAGUUGGGAAGAAGAAAACAAACUGUAGCUAAUAUCAGUGUGAUUGUACCACUGUGUCUUCUGUGACAGAACCUAUUCCAAGACAUUAUAGGGAGCAGUUCCCACAAUAUACUUAAAUGAAUGGCUGAGUGAUUUAUUGAAUUAGUCUUGAGACCAUUUCAAAUUGUUACAAGUUUACCUUAAAAACAAUUAAAGUUAACAUCUUAUGUUAAAAUAACAGAGGAGCAGAGUAAAACUAUACAAAUUAAACACACUGACCUCUUUGCACCACAUUUUUCCUGAAAUUCCCACCCUUGGAUGCAAAGUGGGCCACCUUCAAAGACACAGAAUGAUUAGAACCACUGAAAAGAAAAGACUUUUUUUCAACACAGGCCAGUUGCUCUUACUGAAAGGGGCCCAGAUAAAAUUCCCAAAAGCUUGAAUAACGGUGGCACUUGAAUAAAUAACAUCCUUUGUUCUCUACUACUUAGGCACAGCAUAUACACAGCCUAUCUGGAAGUGGAACACCUUUAAAUCUUCCCUGGAAGAGCACUGGAUCCAUCACCUCAAACCAGAAAGGAGUGAAAGCAAUGUGUAUAACACACUUGAAAGGUUUCAUUUUUAUAAGAGUUCAUUUUUCAUAUAAUGGGUUUGUACUGAGGCAAACACAAAUAAUAUUUUUAUGUUUUUAAAUUAAGACUAGAUUUCUGUAUUAUAGCUGCAAAAGUUUGUACUCAAAGAAUCUAAAUGUUCAGUUCCACUAAAUGGAAAAUUCACUUAUUAAAACUUGUAUAAUUCUGUUAAAGCAGAAUUCUCAGUUUGAUUAUGGAGAUAGGGGCUGGGUAUUAAGAACGGAAAAGGAAAGAAAGAAAUGGCAGCAACAAUGGGAGAUUAUAUUUUAAUAGAUGAAAAGGGACAGCUUUGGAGUAAGAAGCAUCAGUGUGACUUGGAAACAUCUUAAACUCACUCUUGUUGGAAUCUUGAAUACUCCUUUUAAAACAUUACAUUUUUAAAUGUUGAGAAAAAUCCCUUUUUGUUUUAGUAAAUUAGCAUAUAAUGCUAUCUUAGGUUAGAUUCAGAGAAGGAAAAGGGAUUUCAAGUAAUUUGUGGAUUGAAACCAUAUAUAUUCCAAUGCAAUUGGUACUAGUUGCAUUUUUUUUCUAUAGGCCCAAAUUCUGGGCUGUAGUAAGAUUAUACAGAUUUCUCAAGCAAAACAUAAAAAUACAGGAAUUUUGAUUUCAUACGGCUUAUAAUGUCACAUUUAGGCAUUCAUACAACUUUAAAUAUAUGUAACAGGCAAUCAGAGGUCCAAAAUAAAUUGUAUAUAACCCUUUUGGAAUUUUCAAAGCACCAUUGCUCUGCAAGCAAAUGUUACAGCCUUUAAAACAGGGAUGGGACCUGGCAGUCUUAUGAAUGUUGUUGCAUUGCAAGUCCCAGCUGCCCAAACCUGCUUAGCCAAGGGUGCAGAGUGCUAAGAGUUGCAGUUCAUCAUCUGGUGGACUGAAUAGUUAUCCAGUUUGAAAAGCUGAGAUAAAACACUGAUUUUCAGAUUCUAACCAUUAAGCACUCGAAUGCAUCUCCUGUUUCUCCUCAGUAUUCCAGUUGGUUUUUAGUGCUAACAGAUUUUAUUGAGUAGUGUGACCAAAUCCUACUGCUGCUUCCCUCAUCCCAAAUUUGCCCGUUCUUCUCAUCUGAUUUAGUGUUGCAGUAACCUUGGUACUACUUCUUUCACACUAAAAUGCUAUGUAAGAGUCCCUCACUAAUGCAGCUUUUGCUAAAUAAAGUUUUGCUGUAGGACUGCACAUAGUCAACAUAUUCCUAAAAGAUAAAUUACCUGAUGUGAAUUAUAUUUGCAAUAUAUGCAUUGUAAGAAGAGGGUGGGUUUUGACCAAUAGCUGCAUACCUUUUUUGGUGAACCAGGCUUACAGUCUGAACCUAACAUUUGAUACAUAACAGUUGUCAUCGUGAUUGUGGUGAGGCAUAACAGAGAUCAAUUUUCAUGGAAGCAGAUCAGUACUUGCAGGGACAUAAUACCAGUAAAGAUGUACCAUGUUUCUUUUUAAAUAAAAAAAAUUAUCAGGGGAUGGGGAAGUUGUUAUACCUUGCAAUCUUAUAACUUAUAUGUGUAUGGAUGUGUGUGCCUUCAAGCCACCUGUCAACUUAUGGUACCUGUUAGCCAUAGUGCAUUUUUCUGAAUUUUAGUGUGUGACGUAUUCCACAUGACCCCCAAUGGACCCUGCUAUGCAGUCCGCCAUAAUCCCCAGAAUGGCAGGACAUGUACGCACUACACCCAGAUGAGGUCAGCCUAAUGGGACCUUUUGGGAACAAUACCCCUAGGACUAGCCCAGCAGGUAGUUUGGGAGUUGCUAAUGGGAUCAUCAUCACCUCCAACAAUCAGAAGAAUGAGCGAUGAUUGUCUAGAUGUCUCACCUGAUGAGCCAGCUAACAACUCCUUUCCCAUUUCCCUUCUUUAUUGACAGACCAGAUUACCUCACCCCAGACAGUCAUACACCUUUGACCAGUGGCUAGUUUUAGCCCUUAAAACCCCCUAGAAAUCUCUCCUCAGUGUGCUAGUUUAGAUUUCUUGGGGACUCUGUCACUGUGAUCUCUAGCCUAGCACCAGCAAUUCCAUUCAGCUAACGCUCUUGGAAUAGCUAUGUUUCACCCUACUUCACCUAAUUGGAUUCCAGAAGCAAGCCUUGUCUGUAGUAAGUAUCACACGUAGUUUUGCCUCAAACCUUUUCCAAGCUAACCCCUGAUUUCCUGAGCCUUGAAUGAAUAAGUGUGUAAUAGUGAAUUGCUGUGUGAUUUUCCCAUUUAAAUAAAAAUA
Molecule: messenger RNA, 4663 nt
Organism: Sceloporus undulatus (fence lizard)
Lineage: Eukaryota; Metazoa; Chordata; Lepidosauria; Squamata; Phrynosomatidae
Gene: IQCB1
Product: IQ motif containing B1
Biological process (GO): cilium assembly
Cellular component (GO): cilium
Molecular function (GO): calmodulin binding
Source: RefSeq, a predicted model, not a curated record